AUUACCAUAUUUCCUUAAAGCUGACUUUUUCUUCUUUAAGACUUUAACCUUAUCGCCAAAAUACAUAAACAUCGUCGUCAACAGUAGCAAAAUGGCAAGGUCUGGGGUUGAUGAGACAUCAGAAUCUGGAGCUUUUAUGUCUUUCUUACUUAAAGAUCAAAGACUUGAUGAAGCAAUCAGCUUCUCGUCGGUUCAUGCAAUUUGGGGAAGAACCAAGGAAACUGAUGAUCAUAGAGGAUGGGUUUUCCCAGAUUCGGAUACCGAGCUCCCUGGAGCUGAGCCUGACUAUCUUAAUGGUGCCAAGAGUGUGAGAGAACUCUACGAGAUUGCUAGCCCCAACUAUGAGGGGAAGUACACUGUUCCUAUUCUGUGGGAUAAGAAGCUUAAGACUGUAGUUAACAAUGAGAGUUCGGAGAUAAUCCGGAUGUUCAACACUGAGUUCAAUGGUAUUGCGAAAAACCCGUCACUCGACCUUUAUCCUUCUCAUCUCAGAGACACGAUCGACGAGACUAACGAAUGGGUUUUCAACGGGAUAAACAAUGGUGUUUAUAAAUGUGGAUUUGCUAGGAAACAAGAACCCUACAAUGAGGCGGGAAUCCCUGAUGGUGUGCUCAACGUGGUGACUGGUUUUGGAUCAACAGCUGGAGCUGCCAUUGCCUCCCAUAUGGAGGUAGACAAAGUAAUAUCUAAUGUCUUACGAGUCAACAAUGUUGGGAGGAAGAUAGUGCAAGCUGCUGCCACAAGUAAUCUCAAGAAAGUUAUACUUGAAUUAGGUGGGAAAUCGCCUCUUCUCAUAUUCAACGACGCUGAUGUUGACAAAGCUGCUGAUCUUGCGCUUCUCGGUUGCUUCUACAACAAGGGUGAUAUUUGUGUGGCGAGCUCUCGUGUGUUUGUUCAAGAAGGUAUAUACGAUAAGGAGGAUAUGAAGAUAUACAAAGAUGAAAUUUUUGGACCAGUCAUGUCAUUGAUGAAAUUCAAGACGGUAGAGGAAGGAAUCAAAUGUGCAAAUAACACGAAAUACGGUCUUGCAGCAGGAAUAGUGAGCCAAGACAUAGACUUGAUCAACACGGUUUCAAGAUCAAUCAAAGCUGGAAUCAUUUGGGUUAAUUGUUACUUUGGGUUUGAUCUUGAUUGUCCUUACGGUGGCUACAAGAUGGGUGGCAAUUGUCGUGAAAGUGGCAUGGACGCUCUUGACCUCUAUCUAGAAACCAAUUCCGUCGUUAUGCCUCUUCACAAUUCCCCUUGGAUAUAUCUUGUGUCAUCUUCUUCUCCAAUCUCGCCUUCUGUAUCAUCAACCUCACCUCUGCUUUCACACGAUCCAUCGCGGCAGGCUCUAUUUCUUCUUCAAGCUUCUUCGUGUUUAAUGUUUAUCACCGGAACCGCCGUAGAUUUCCCCUUUUUGUUCGAACCGGCGUCGAAUUUCUUCACCGUUUGAACCGCGAUUCCGGUUCUAAGCGCUGCGUUAACCGCUUUCGGAUCUCGUAAGUCUUGACUCUUUUGUUUUAAUUUGUGGAGAACCACUGGUUCCCAGUCUUGUGUUACUGCUCCUGGGUAUCUGCUCGGCAUCUUUGUCGCUGAUUGAAAAUAAUAAUAUUUGAGUUUU
Messenger RNA from Arabidopsis arenosa, 1603 nucleotides. Lineage: Eukaryota; Viridiplantae; Streptophyta; Magnoliopsida; Brassicales; Brassicaceae. The record is from the annotation of a GenBank genome assembly.